Molecule: messenger RNA, 954 nt
Organism: Necator americanus (New World hookworm)
Lineage: Eukaryota; Metazoa; Nematoda; Chromadorea; Rhabditida; Ancylostomatidae
Exons: 4
Coding region: 1-954 (317 amino acids)
Source: RefSeq, a predicted model, not a curated record
AUGCAAAUCCAUGUAGCAGCAACUCCAAACUGUGCACCGCGUUGUAACAGCUCCAAACUGCGCAGCUCAACAUCGCUGCAACUCCAGGUGGUGCAAAUCCAUGUAGCAGCAACUCCAAACUGUGCACCGCGUUGUAACAGCUCCAAAUCGCGUGGCUCAACGUCGCUGCAACUCCAGGUGGUGCAAAUCCAUGUAGCAGCAACUCCAAACUGUGCACCGCGUUGUAACAGCUCCAAAUCGCGUGGCUCAACGUCGCUGCAACUCCAGGUGAUGCAAAUCCAUGUAGCAGCAACUCCAAACUGUGCACCGCGUUGUAACAGCUCCAAACUGCGCAGCUCAACAUCGCUGCAACUCCAAUUGGUACAAAUUCAUGUUGCAGCAACUCCAAACUGUGCACAUCCGCGUUGUAGCAACUCCAAAUCGCGUGGCUCAACGUUGCUGCAACUCCAGCUCCAAACUGCGUGGCUCAACGUCGCUGCAACUCCAAACUGCGCAGCUCAACAUGGCUGCAACUCCAAACUGCGCAGCUCAACGUCGCUGCAACUCCAGGUGGUGCAAAUCCAUGUAGCAGCAACUCCAAACUGUGCACCGCGUUGUAACAGCUCCAAAUCGCGUGGCUCAACGUCGCUGCAACUCCAAUUGGUACAAAUUCAUGUUGCAGCAACUCCAAACUGUGCACAUCCGCGUUGUAGCAACUCCAAAUCGCGUGGCUCAACGUCGCUGCAACUCCAGGUGAUGCAAAUCCAUGUAGCAGCAACUCCAAACUGUGCACCGCGUUGUAACAGCUCCAAACUGCGCAGCUCAACAUCGCUGCAACUCCAAUUGGUACAAAUUCAUGUUGCAGCAACUCCAAACUGUGCACAUCCGCGUUGUAGCAACUCCAAAUCGCGUGGCUCAACGUCGCUGCAACUCCAGGUGGUGCAAAUCCAUGUAGCAGCAACUCCAAACUGCUGA